AUGCAUUCUAACGAAAAACAAUCUAACGACAAACCAUCUAAAUCAUGCCCCGAUUGUAAACUUUGUGACAAAUGUCCUGAGAGUAAACCUUGCGACAAAAAAUGUCCUGAUUGUAAACCUUGUGACAAAUGUCCCGAGAGUAAACCUUGCAAACCUUGCGAUAAAUGUGAUUUAUGUGAGAAAUGUAAAUUAUGUGAGUUAUGUAAGGACUGUGGAAAAUGCCCACCUUGUCAACCAACUUUUACUCUUUGCGACAAAUGGCUUCCUACUUAUGGUAUAUGUCCUCCAAAUCCUUCUGGUCAAUCUUGCAGCGUCAUAAGUACUGUAACAGUCACUCCUACUACUUGUCCACCAUGCAACAGCAUUUCUACUUUUCCUACUCCUAUUUCAUCCAUCUCAUCAAUAUCUGCUUGUACUAUCAUUACUACCACUAAGUACAUUACUCUCAUCGGAGGCACUAGUACUAGUGGAUUUCAAAUUACAGCUACAGCUCCUACCACACCACCUCCCAGUCAAAUUAUAGUUUCAUCUCUUACUCUCGGACUUAUUGGUUUACUUUUUGUUCCAUUAUGUGGUGCUGGAAUGUACUAUUAUUUUCGUCGUAAAAAACAUGUUGUAGCAGGUGCUGUAGGUGCUGUGGUUGCUUCAACUUCCUAUGGUUAUGGUAGUCAACCUGGUUACGGUAGUCAACCUGGUUAUGGUGAUCAACCUACAGCAGAAGAAACACCUGCCUCAUAUUAA
Messenger RNA from Cetraspora pellucida, 741 nucleotides. The record is from the annotation of a GenBank genome assembly. Lineage: Eukaryota; Fungi; Glomeromycota; Glomeromycetes; Diversisporales; Gigasporaceae.